AUGUAGAAUCUUUCUACUUUAGAAUAUUUGAUUUCGAAUCAAGGUAAAAAUACUUCAGAACUAAAUAUAUAUAAUGUAAUACAGUUUGAUGAAAGUAUUUCCAGUGUAGCUGAAUAAGAAUUAAAUUUAAUGGAUUAAAAAACAGAGUUCUUAAAAUGCAUUUCUUAAGAUUUUAUUGAACUACAAAAUCUAGAAAAGACAGGUGUAAAACUAUGCAGUGAACGAGAUGAACUAGAAAAAAAGCUUAAGUAAUUAUAUAAAGUGAACCCAAAUAAUGAAUAUCUCAAUUUUUUAAUUUCUAAUUAUUUAUGCUGCUUGAGCUUUGAUGACUCUAGGGAACAAUUUUUGCAAAAUCUUAAAUACUAGAAAAAGCCAAAUCAGAAGAUAUUCUAAGCUGCCUUUUCCAAAAACUCAGCCGUUGUUUUUAUAUCACUACUUAAAGAUGAGUUUGCACAUAUAAAAAACGUCUCUAAUAGUUUCUUAUUAAAUUUUUAGUACGAGAAAAGAAAUAUACUUGAUAAAAAUGUUGCAAUCUUAAUGCCGAAAAGCAUUGGUAUGUAGCAUGAUAAAAUAAUUUCUAGAUAUGUAGAAAGAGGUUUUUUUGAAGAGUAAAAAAUUAAAGAUAUAUAACCAUUGUAUGCUAUCAAUUCUAAAGGUUUUUUAAUUGAAAUCUAACUAAAUCUUCAAAUUAGUUUAAUGGGUCUUAAUUAAAUUGGAGUAAGCGGUUUGAUAUAAGUUAAUAAAUCGUUAAAUGAGUAUGUUGUGAUUACAGAUGUAAUCAAUAAUAAUCUUGUGUAAGCUGCCUCUACUUAAAUCUAUAUUGAUUUAUUCCAUCCAUAUAUCGAAAAGCAAGAAGAAUACAAAAAAAUAUUCAUGCCUUAAUGCAUUCCUCUUCUACCACAUGUAAUUAAAGCAACUAUGUUAGAAUUUAAUUAAAGAUUAGGCGAUAAAUAAGAUAAUAAUAAUUCUAUUUAAGGGAUAGCAAAAAAAGCUUAAAUCAUUAAGUCAAAAAAAAUAGAAACAAUUGCAUUUCUUCCUAAAUUUAGAAAAAAUGGAAUUUCAAGAUUGUUUUUGAAACCCUACGAUUUAGAAUAAAUGAUUAGAAAUGGGCUGUUUACAUUAAAUCUGAAUGACAUUUAUAUAGUUUAAUUCAAAGUUCAAGUUACUAUAGAUGAAUUUUUGAAUGUAGGAUAACUUGUCUUUAAAACUAUUAAAAAAAUUGAAAUUUAAGAGUAAUAAAUUUAAAGUAUUAACUUGCUAUUUUUGGAAUAAUUGAAGUAGUAUUGUCCAAAUUGCAAUUUUUCUUAAGAAGAAAUUUAAUCUCUUUUCUUUAUGAAUGACUGGCAGACCUAAUUAUUUAGCAAAAUAAAUUAGGUUGUUGAUAAGUAUUCUCAUCAUCAUUAAAGCUUAACAAAUUUAAACACAAUUAAAAAGUAAUAUGAAAACUAAAUAGAAGAAAUUUCAGAAGAAAAAGAAGAGGUUUUGAAUUAAACAGACAGAGAUACUUAAUUUAUAUCUCAAAGAAACUAUCUGAAUCACUUUGAUGCUGAUAUUUAAAAGGAGGAUAACAUAUUAUCUGUAUAAAGAGAUAUAGGAAGUAUAGAUAAUCUUAUGACUCCCAAAGAGAAGCAUAAUAAGCCACUGUUUUCACAUAAGCAAAUUCAAAUUGUUGCUUAAGAAAGUUGGAUUAAGAAUUUUGAACAUUAGUAAAUAAGUAGUCAAUAACAUGGAUCUAAAGAUCUACGAUCUAACGAAACUACCAACAUAUUAAGCUAAACUUCUUUGUAAUCUCCUAAAUAUAAAGAGAGUUAAAAGUUAAUAAUUCACUCUUCUCGAGGAUCAAAAAAUUUUGAUUUAUUACCAUUAAGUAUGAAGUAGAUAACACCAAAUUAUACUUAAAGCUAAUCACUAAAAAAAAUGAACUCUAAACAACUCUCAGACAUCAACGAAAAGCUUGAAGCAUAAAACGAAUAAAAAAAUUUGUCUGACGAAGUUUAAGCUGUGCACUAACAGUCUGUUUCAUCAUCCAGAAACAAUCAAUUCACCUCAAUAAAAAAGAUUAUAAAAAAUUCUUUUGAAAAACCAAGUAGAAGUAGAGUUUUCAACUAGAUUUUGAUACUAGCAGUUAUUUCACUAAUAAUCGUAGGGAUAAUUAUUAUUGUCUUCUUUUUCAACCUUGAGCAUAAGUUUGAUUUAUAAACUAAAGAUUUCUACUAUAUUCCAUGGGGCAUGAAUAUCAGAAUUUCAAUAAGUAGAAUUUUCAAAAACCAUAUUUUUGAAAAAUUUACAAAUAUUCCAGAUUUUGGAAUGUAUAAUAAUAGAAAUAUUUUAUCUCCAAUUUUUAACUAGAAUAAAUAUGAUUAAAAUACUUAUUUUAAAGAUCAAAUACUUGAGAUAGUAUAAGAACCGAUGAUUGAUUUGUUUUUAUUGCAAUAUAUCACUGAAAAAAACUUACCAGUAAGCUUUUAUAACAAUAACACAGAUUUUACUACUUUAGAAACGAGAGUGUAACCUGCUUUAAACUUUUAUGGCAUAUAUAUGUUUUAAUUUGCAAAUUAUAAUAUGAAUGAUCCCAACAAAAGUGAUAAGCUUAUCAUGAUUAACCUUUUUAAUAAUUUUUUAGUUUUAGUUAAGAACUUUGCAAACAUUUAGUCUCUUUAAGAGUAAAACAUUUAAACAAAUAAUAAUUAAAUUUAGAGUAUAGUCUUAACACUGCUUUGCUUAAUUUGUGUUAUCUCUUUAGCAUUUGUACUAACAAUUAUUCCUACUUUUGCUUAUUCUCAGCUUAAAAAGUAGCGAAUAUUUUUUUUAUUUUCUACGAUUGAUCCAUAAAGAAUUAAGGAAAUGCAUAAAGUAAUUCUAAUUGCAAGUCAAUAAAUAAUCUAGUAUAAAACCAAGUCUCACCAAAAAAAUCUAUCUCAUUUUGGAACAAGUUAAUAUUUAAAAAAUCAUUAGUUAAAAGAAAGCGAAUUAAUUAACAAAAAGAAAAAAAUUUCAUCUUCUUCUUAAUAUCCCAAAUAUAGUUUUAGUUUAAUUCUAAAAUGUUUAAUUGUCUACAUCAUACUUAUAGUCUAUCCUGUUGUUAACUAUAUUAUUACUAAUACUCUAACUUCUCAAUCAGGCGAAAACCAAACACUACAAGGAUUAAUUCAAACUGCGAAGGCUUAAAUUUCAAGCAACAUUGCAACUUUUGGAUUAUGUGCUCAUUCAGAUCUAAAUCUUAGCAAUGAUUAUGACCUUUUUCCUAAGUAUCAGUAGAGAUUUUUAAGUGUUUUAUAGUAAGGCCCAACAACACUGUCUCAAUUUUAAACAAGUAUUUAAUAAUAACAAUAAAAAGGUAGGUUUAACCAAUAAUUAUAUACUGAUUUCUUUUUCAAUAUCAUAACAAGCGAUGCUUGUGCAGUUUUAAAAAAUUAUCCAUAAUACUUUAAUAAAACUAUAUUAAAUUACUAAAGUUGCACAUCUACUUACAAUUCGGUUCUGCAAAGUGGGCUACUUAAUGCUAUAAAUAUUUUUUCUGACUUCUUUGUUAAUGCUUAUGAAAUUUAUCAAAUAAAUGAUAAAUAAAAGAGAUAUAGUGCUCUUGUAUAACUUAUAUAAAAAAACGACUUAUUUCAAGUUAAUAAUCUCUAUGAAAUGAUUAUAGAAUUUAUGACAGGGUUAACUAAAUUUAUAGUAGAGACAAAUGAUUAAUUUUUUUCUCAGAUGAAUUUGGUUUAAAAAAUUUUGAUGGUCUAUCAAUUUAUUGUUUUAGCGAUUGUCUACCAAUUUGGGCUAGUAAAAUAUUUUAAGGAUAUUACAUUUUAGCUAAAAAGAGCAAAGCAUGUUCUAACAAUUUUCGAAAUAACCUAUCUUGUUGAAAAUUCUUAUAUAUUAAACUAUUUAUCAAAAUGA
This is a messenger RNA of Tetrahymena thermophila SB210, 3894 nucleotides long. Its product is annotated as transmembrane protein, putative. NCBI's taxonomy places the organism in Eukaryota, Ciliophora, Oligohymenophorea, Hymenostomatida, Tetrahymenidae. The transcript has 5 exons. The record is from RefSeq and is a predicted model, not a curated record.